AUGGCCGAAGUCUUUGGUAUCGUAGCAGGCGCCGUAGGCCUCGCUUCAGCCCUAGGCGCGUGCAUCGAUGGAAUUGGCAGCAUCCAAGCCGGUCGCCAUCUUGGAUCUGAUUUUCAGAACUUUCAAUUACGGUUGAGAAUGCUCGAACUGCGGCUCUCACGCUGGGGAGAAGCGUUAGGGGUCGACGAAGAUCCACAAUUGAGAAACCCAUUAGCAAACAACGAUCAAAUUAGAACUGCAAAAGAUGCGCUUAUUCGAAUCCUCGAACUUCUCGAGGAAUCAAAUAAGCUAUCUCAAAAGUUCCGGCCAUCAUGUGACCAGACCGAAGAUCAUUCGGAACGGAAUGAAGGAGGAGUAAAGAAUGAACAUUCUUUAAGCAGAAAAAUCCGGGAGGUAGUUGCGCGGCGCAGACGAAAUGGAACUAACCCGAUGAAGACCACGCGCUGGGUGCUUUACAGUAGAGAACAUGCGAUGCAACUUAUCAGCGAUAUCACAUCGUUGAUUGAUUUGUUGCAGCAAAUAUAUCCAAUGCCCGAUAAGGAGCAAGAACUGGCCAGAGAGGAAGUCAAACAGCUUACUUCAGCCAUUGCCGAUCAAGGGUCCACGAUACGGCACUUGCAACAACUUGUACAAGGCAUCGAUAAUGACAUGAAAAAGGCGAUUGAAUCCGUCGAAAGAAAAGGCCACCAGUAUGGAGACGUAUCCAUGGAAGAGAAUGCCCGCAUUCAGAAUGGGCAUACCUUCACUCGAGCUUGGGAGGGGACAUCUUCUCUACCGGUAGGACCGAGCAUGACUUUUACUCAUAUGAGAGCAUCGGGCUCCUCGCGAGUUCGUAACGGAGAUGUAUACGUAGAGAAGGACGACUUUUGGUCGUAG
Molecule: messenger RNA, 876 nt
Organism: Daldinia childiae
Lineage: Eukaryota; Fungi; Ascomycota; Sordariomycetes; Xylariales; Hypoxylaceae
Product: Heterokaryon incompatibility protein s
Exons: 1
Coding region: 1-876 (291 amino acids)
Source: RefSeq, a predicted model, not a curated record